ACAUGGUAAUCAAAGAGAGAUUUCUUUCAUUCUUUUGUAUCCAGAAAUGAGGAAUGGAAAGCUUGCUGGGAGGCUUAUGCAAAACACAAGGAGCUUCCAAAGCAUUACAUCAAAAGAAACACUUGUAGAAGUAAAACCAGCAUCUACACAAGACAUCACAAGCUGUAAUCGUAUAGCAUCCAUGAAAAGGAGGCUACAACCAGAGGCGCCUGAUGAGAACAACAUGGUGUCCAUCUACAGGGUUCCAGCUAACAUGCGCCAGGUGAACACCAAAGCCUAUGAUCCCAACAUCGUGUCUAUUGGCCCUUUCAACCGCGGCCUAGAUCGCUUGCGGGGAAUGGAAGAGGUCAAAUGGAAAUUCCUCCGUCGUCUCUUGGAUCCGAACCUGGGACACCAAGUGACAUUAGAGUCCCUUUUCGACGACAUGAAGAGCUUAGAGGAUAGGGCAAGGAAGUGCUACUCAGAGACAAUCAAGCUUGGCAGUGAUGAAUUCAUCGAGACCAUGAUCCUCGAUGGUUGCUUCAUAAUUGAGCUCUUCCGCGAAUCAAUCAAGCCAAAAAACAUGAAUGAACCUUUCUUCACGAUACAACGGAUGGUGCAUCUUCUCCGGCGUGAUUUCAUCAUGCUUGAAAACCAACUCCCACUAUUUGUUCUACGGAAAUUGUUUGAUCUAACGGCUGUCCCAACAACCUCAAGCACAAUGAUGUCCCUCCAAGAACUAGCCCUCAAUUUCUUUGGUCCCUUAAUGAGUAGAGUCCGAAAUCCUCCCAACCAGAUCAAGGUAAAGGCAGGCCAUUGUGGGAACCAUUUGCUUGACCUCUUCCAUGCAAGUAUCCUUCCAUCACAUCCCAUUCAUUGUGGACAUCAGGGCCACGUAUUCCGGUCAGCCACCGAGCUCGAAGAAUCUGGAGUGAAGAUUGAGGAAGGAAAGCAUCAUGGGCCAUUGGAUGUGAGCUUGAAGAUCAAAGGAAAAGGUUGGGGCCCAUUGGAUGGGCUCUUCAGGACUGGGGUCUUGAAGAUCCCUCCGCUGAGCAUCGAAGAUUAUACAGGAACCUUGUUCUGUAACCUUGUCGCCUUUGAACAAUGCCACCCCCAAUGCAGUCCUGAUUUUACGACGUACUUGUUCUUCCUUGAUGGCCUUAUAAAUUCAGCGAACGACGUCGAGCUUCUACAUUACUCAGGGGUUAUCCAACAUUCCUUAGGCAGUGAUGAUGAGGUAGCGCGCCUUGUUAACAGCCUCUGCAAAGAGAUUGCCCUCGACAUGGAUAAUUCAUAUCUAUGCAUGCAAUCUAAGGAUCUCUAUAAUUACUGCAAUGAUGAUUGGGUGCGUUUGCGAGCAACAGUUGUGCAUAAGUAUUUCAGCAACCCAUGGGCAAAAUUUACAACUAUAGCUACAAUUUUGAUAUUCCUAGUCGCCAACAUUAAAAAAUUAGGCAACUUUGUUUCUUACAUGAGUAGCUUGUCCAAGAACAAGAACAUGUAAUGGCUACUUCUUUCUUGUGUUUGCCUCUGAUAUGGUGGCAUUUGAAAUUAAUUGAAGAACAUAUAGUAAAAAUGAAGAUUUCUA
Magnolia sinica is the source of this 1567-nucleotide messenger RNA. RefSeq names its product UPF0481 protein At3g47200-like. The coding region runs from base 47 to 1483 and encodes 478 amino acids. The transcript has a single exon. The record is from RefSeq and is a predicted model, not a curated record. NCBI's taxonomy places the organism in Eukaryota, Viridiplantae, Streptophyta, Magnoliopsida, Magnoliales, Magnoliaceae.